Gryllus bimaculatus (two-spotted cricket) is the source of this 1805-nucleotide messenger RNA. NCBI's taxonomy places the organism in Eukaryota, Metazoa, Arthropoda, Insecta, Orthoptera, Gryllidae. The record is from the annotation of a GenBank genome assembly.
GUGGACUUGGUCAGUGUCAUUAGAAUUCCUUCGAGCGAAGCAGCAUGUCGGGCUACAUGACGGUGUCCGUGCGGCAGGGGGCCCUACGUGGACGCCGCCUGAAGACGCCCGCAGGAAAUGUUUUCUUCAGCUUCCAGGGCUUGCCCUACGCCAAGCCCCCGCUCGGCGAGUUACGCUACAAGGCUCCGGAACCCGCGGAUUCGUGGACAGGCAUUCGGGACGCCACGAAGCUGGGAAACCAGUGCGUGCACUUCGACCCCUUAACCCAGCAGCUGGUGGGCGACGAGGACUGCCUCUUCCUGAACGUGUACACGCCGCACCUGCCUCUGGGCCGAGGCGUUCACAGGCCGCUGGCAGUGCUCUUCUGGAUUCACGGAGGCGGCUUCAGCUCUGGCUCCAGCAAUAUGUAUGGCCCAGAGCCACUCAUGGACCAGGACGUGGUGCUCGUCACCAUUAAUUACCGCUUGGGACCACUCGGUUUCCUGUCGUUGGACAGCCCGGAGGUUCCGGGCAAUGCCGGCAUGAAGGACAUGGUGAUGGCGCUCCGCUGGGUGAAGGACAACAUCGCCUCCUUCGGCGGAGACCCCGAGAACGUCACCAUCUUCGGAGAGAGCGCGGGCGGCGCCGCUGUGCAUUACCUGGUCCUGUCUCCUUUGGCAAAUGAUCUGUUCCGUCGGGCGAUCGCGCAGAGCGGCAGCGCGCUGUGCCCGUGGGCCUUCUCGAAGGACCCCGUGGGCCGCGCCAAGCGCCUGGCCGUGGCGGCCGGUUGCGCCUCCUCGACGGUGGAGGAGCCCGAAGCGCUGCUCCGAUGGUUCCGCGAGGCGUCGCCGGUGGCGCUGGUGAAAGCGUCGCUGGACGGGACCGCGACGGCCGAAGAGCGGAGGCGCGGGGACCUGACGCUGUUCGUGCCGUGCGUGGAGGCGACGCGCGAGGGGGCCUUCCUGCUGGAGGAGCCGGCGGCGCUGCUGGCCAGCGGCGACGUGCCCAAGGUGCCCAUAGUCUUCGGGCUCACGUCGCACGAGGGAAUUCUCACGUUAGGCAUCAUUGAGGGCAAGCUGGGAGGGCCGAAGAGCCCGAAUCCCUCCGGGAUGAGCCCCCUGGAGGAGAUCGCCUCCGACAUGGAGCGCCUGCUGCCGGCGGACCUGUUGAAAGGCAAGCGCGACCUGCAGCGCUCCAGGCAGCUGGUGGAGCGCCUCAAGGACUUCUACCUGGGCGGCAGGCAGCUCGCAGACGACACCCUCGACGGAUUCGUCGACCUGCUGACGGACGUCAACUUCGGCGUGGGGGUGAUCCGCGCGGCGCGCGGCCACGCGCGGCUCGGGGCGCCGGUCUUCAUGUACGAGUUCGGCUUCCGCGGCCGCCUCAACUUCCUGGGCCAGGUGCUGGGCGCCAAGGUGCAGGGCGUGUGCCACGCCGACGAGCUGGGCUACCAGUUCGCCAUCCCGGGCCUCAGCGAGCCGGACGAGGGCAGCGCGGAGGCCGUCGUGCGCCGCCGCAUGGGCCGCCUGUGGACGCAGUUCGCCCUGUGCGGAAAUCCCACACCUAAGCAGGACGAUGUGAUAACAACAACUUGGCUUCCGUACUCCGAAUCGUCUCCUAAUUACCUGUUCAUUGGUGAAGAUCUCAAACAAGAAACUGGACUUUGGAAAGAAAGGGUGCAGUUUUGGACAGAUAUAUACAAGAUGUGAAAUUUUCGAGCGCAAAUUCUUCAAAUCUUUCUUGAGAAUAAUAUUGGCGCAGUUUAAAGUGUACUUUAUACACGAAAUAUUGGUAAUUAAAAUGUUUUGAAGAAAAUAGAAACAUUU